Chaetomium fimeti is the source of this 1890-nucleotide messenger RNA. Its product is annotated as Metallo-dependent phosphatase-like protein. The coding region runs from base 270 to 1868 and encodes 532 amino acids. Gene Ontology annotation, cellular component: nucleus; cytoplasm. The transcript is spliced from 3 exons. The record is from RefSeq and is a predicted model, not a curated record. Lineage: Eukaryota; Fungi; Ascomycota; Sordariomycetes; Sordariales; Chaetomiaceae. Gene Ontology annotation, molecular function: protein serine/threonine phosphatase activity.
GCGCGCUCGCGGAUCUUUGAAAACGGAACACUCACCGGGUCGUUGGUCUUCCACCUCCGCUACUUUGCUCUUCGACCUCGAGCACUUUUAUCACCCUCCCUAAUACUUGGGGGACACAACAAAAAGACAAUAGCUUCGAGACGGGUGCAGCGGUAGGCUGUGUUGGUAUUCAAAGGCGACCCAGCCGGUACCACAAACCUGACACGCGCACGCCGUCCACCCUGUUGACUUCUCCAUAUCAGAGCUACAAUCUCUGACAUCGAGAAACCAUGGGCAACCAAACCUCCAAGGAUUCCGGUGCGGCAUCCGCCAAAGGUUCAGGCAAUGGCGACGAGGCGCUGCAAUCGUACCCCUCCUUCAGCAGGUCCGACACGAGAGACUCGUCCCGGUCGUUCCGAUCCCUGCGAUCCAAGAUCCCGGGCUCAGGCAAGACGGACAGUCCCAGGACCUCUGCCGUACUGACGAAUGGUGAUACACCCGAGAAAUCGGACGCGACUUCGGUCAGGUCCGGAAAGAGCGGCAGGUCGCCGCACGGCCGGGCCAACCGUUCCAGUUCGGUCCCGACACCGGGCUCGCCUUCGUCGGUCGACACCGCCACCGCAAAUUCCCCGGUCGGCGACGAUGUCCCCCCGCCAUCCCCCAUCCAGUCGGCGUCCAUGAAGGCUGGGAUCCAUGAUGUUUCUGCUGCCCAAGCCAGUGGAGAAGUGGACCAAGUUUCGGACCAGCCGCCCUCUGGUGCUGCCAAUGCCGACUUGGCCAUGCAACAGCCUGGGCAAAGUAUCCUCGUCAAGCGCGAUGAUACACCCAACCCAAUCUUGGACAUCGCCGGGCAGGAAUCUCCCAAGGACGAAACCGCCGCGGGCGUCGCGAUGAGCGACAUCAAGGAUAUCGACCUGGAUGAUUUUAUCAAGCGUCUGCUUGAUGCCGCCUAUGCCGGCAAGGUCACCAAGAGCGUCUGCCUCAAGAACGCCGAGAUUGCCGCCAUCUGCCACCGUACCAGGGAGGUCCUCCUCUCGCAGCCGGCUCUUCUCGAACUGGACGCCCCAGUCAAGAUCGUCGGAGAUGUCCACGGCCAGUACACGGACCUCAUCCGCAUGUUCGAGAUGUGCGGCUUUCCUCCAAAGGCGAACUACCUGUUCCUCGGUGAUUACGUCGACCGCGGCAAGCAGUCCCUCGAAACCAUCCUGCUCAUGUUCUGCUACAAGCUCAAGUAUCCCGAGAACUUUUUUCUCCUGCGCGGUAACCACGAGUGCGCUAACGUCACGCGCGUCUACGGUUUCUACGACGAAUGUAAGCGGAGAUGCAAUGUGAAGGUUUGGAAGACCUUUAUCGACACCUUCAACUGCCUCCCCAUUGCUGCUAUCGUGGCCGCCAAGAUCUUCUGCGUUCACGGAGGAUUGUCACCAGCUCUCGGUCACAUGGACGACAUUCGUAACAUUGCGCGCCCGACAGAUGUCCCCGAUUAUGGGCUCUUGAACGAUCUACUCUGGUCCGAUCCAGCCGAUAUGGAACAGGACUGGGAGGCCAAUGAACGAGGCGUGAGCUACUGCUUCGGGAAGAAAGUCAUCACCGAUUUCCUCGCCAACAACGAUUUCGACCUAGUGUGUCGAGCCCACAUGGUGGUUGAGGACGGCUAUGAAUUCUUCACCGAUCGAGUCUUGGUCACUGUGUUUAGCGCGCCGAAUUACUGCGGAGAGUUUGAUAAUUGGGGUGCUGUCAUGUCAGUGUCUACCGAGCUCCUGUGCAGCUUCGAGUUACUUAAGCCGCUGGAUUCGAACGCUCUCAAGAAUCACAUCAAAAAGGGCAGGAACAAGCGCGCCCAGAUGCUCAACAGCCCGCCUGCCGGGUUGUAUCCCCAAAGCGUCUGAAUUGUCGGCGAUGCUACAGUGC